Messenger RNA from Alternaria conjuncta, 552 nucleotides. RefSeq lists its product as uncharacterized. Gene Ontology annotation, molecular function: AMP kinase activity; ATP binding. The record is from RefSeq and is a predicted model, not a curated record. Bases 1 to 552 code for a protein of 183 amino acids. Gene Ontology annotation, biological process: nucleobase-containing compound metabolic process. Gene Ontology annotation, cellular component: cytoplasm. NCBI's taxonomy places the organism in Eukaryota, Fungi, Ascomycota, Dothideomycetes, Pleosporales, Pleosporaceae. The transcript has 2 exons.
AUGGCAGCCUCAGAUCAGACCAAGGAAUCCCCUCGCGGCUUUGCUAUCGCGUUCGUACUAGCUCGAGACCACAACCUGGUACACUACUCCGUCGGCGACAGUCUGCGGAGCUGGAUGCGUGAAAACGUCAACGCACCACUCGCAGUGACUAUCCAGGACAAACUCGACAAUCAAGGGUUCCUAACUUCUGAAGAGUUGAACCCUUUCAUUGCGCGCGCGAUCGAAGGUGCCUUGUCUCAGCAGCUACCUAAGGCCGGCAUCCUGGUGGAUGGAUUCCCACGAAGCACCGAGCAACUAGAAUCAUGGAACGUCUGGCCAUUUCCCAAAGAUCUGCCAAUCGCAAGCGGAAGUAACACCAAUGCAAAACCAGACAUCGUAUUGUCGUUACGCGUCAGCAAACAAAAUGCCAAAGCCAGAUACUCGGCUCGAGCCCGGGAUAGCAACGAUAGCAAUGAGAAAUUUGAGCGGCGCUUCUCUGAAUACGAGGAAGAAACUUUGCCCGUAGAGGAAGUUUAUCGUGAGCGCGGCAUUUUGAUCGAUGUGAGUAUGUAA